Messenger RNA from Coniosporium apollinis CBS 100218, 1488 nucleotides. RefSeq lists its product as uncharacterized. NCBI's taxonomy places the organism in Eukaryota, Fungi, Ascomycota, Dothideomycetes. The transcript is spliced from 3 exons. The record is from RefSeq and is a predicted model, not a curated record. Gene Ontology annotation, molecular function: FAD binding; oxidoreductase activity. The coding region runs from base 1 to 1488 and encodes 495 amino acids.
AUGGAGACUAUCGGUAGAGCCUACAUCAGAGAAGAGCAGGAUCACCUGAAAGCGAGCCUAGCAACCGCCGGCGCAGUCAAGAUUCAGGAUGCCAAUAACCCUUACGACGCGCUUAGGGUGCAAUUGGCCCCCACUAACGCAGAGAUGCUAACUCCCACCUCACCGGGCUAUGGGGAAAGCAUCAAGAGAUGGAGUGAUACGUCUGAGAAGAAAGCUGCAGCCGUAAUCCGGCCCACGUCAGCAGACGAAGUCUCUGUCAUCGUCAAAUUUUCUGCAGCUCAAAAGAUUCCCUUCGUCGUCUGCGGCGGCGGCCACUCCACGAGCUCCGCGUCCGCCAGCGAAGGCGGAAUCGUGAUCGACCUCUGCAAGAUGCGGAACGUCAGUGUGGAACCGGCCGCCAUGACUGUCGCCGCAGAAGGCGGCUGCACAUGGGAAGACGUUGAUGCCGCUGCGGCGCAGCACGGCCUCGCGACUGUGGGCGGCACAGUCAACCACACUGGCGUUGGCGGCCUGACGCUCGGCGGUGGCUACGGAUGGUUGACGCCGCGCCACGGCCUUGCAAUCGACAACCUCCUUAGCGCGACCAUGGUCCUUGCCGACGGACGCAUCGUCACCGCGUCCGAGCACUCACAUCCUGACCUCUUCUGGGCCAUUCGAGGCGCGGGCGCGAGUUUCGGUGUCGUCACGGAGUUCCUCUUCCGCGCGCACCCCCAGCCCAACCCAGUCUACGCCGGCCUGCUCAUUUUCCCGCCAUCAGCUCUCCCGGACAUUGUUGAAUUCGCCAACGCGUUCCAUGCUAAGACGGACGGCGACCAGGGGAUGGUGAUUGCUUUGAGCAGCCCGCCGCCCACCAACGCGGCCGUCGUGAUCUGCGCCCUCUUCUACAACGGGCCCGCUUCCGCAGGUAAAGCCUUCUUCGCGCCCUUGCUCGAGCUCGAGGCCCUAGGAAACCACAUCGAUCCAGCCAUGCCGUGGCCGCUCGUCAACACGAUGAUCAACGCUGUGUCCACAUAUGGCGGCCGCAAGAUCUUUGGCGGUUCCAGUUUCCGCAUGCCGCUGACGCUGGACUUUAUGCAGGCGCUGCUGAAAAAACUGACAGGCUUCUGCGACUCGCACGAGGGCGUUGGCGAGAGCGUCGUCGCGCUGGAGAUACUAUCGUAUGACAAAGUGCGUGCUGUCAGUAACGAAGCCAUGGCGUUUUGCAACCGCGGGGACUACUACCAGGUCGGUACAGUUUUCAAGUGGCACGAUCCCGCGCUCGACGAGGAGGUUCGCGUGUUUAACCGCGAAUUUAAUCGCUGGGUGAGGGAGGCAGGCGGGCUGGGGAAUGACAAGGAAGGUGUGGGUGUGUACGCCAACUACAUCAUGCACGGAGCAUCUCCGGAGGAAGUAUUUGGCCGCAAUGCGGCCAGGCUGCAGGAACUGAAGUGUGUAUACGACCCAGACAAUCUGUUCAAUAAGUGGCACAACUUGAAACGUAGCCGUUAG